GUUGAGUUAUGUUAUUUUCUUUUAAACCAAUCUAUAGGUGUUACUUUUUGUUUCUUUUUUAAUCAUUAUCUCUUUUUUAAUUCUAAGAUUUACUGUAAAUUUAGUGUAUUUUCCUCCAGAUCAUGUUUUUUCUUUCUUUUUCAGAACUGAUAAAAUCUUAGAUCCGCGAAUUUCACCAGAGCGCCUUUUCUCGACCAAUCAAGUGUAAGAUUUUUAACCAAUCGCAAAUGCCAAUUUCUCUCCAAUGAUCAAGCUCUUCCAGAAGGAGAGUAACCAAUCAACGCUACUCGAGGUAAACACAAAACGUGUAAAUACCCAGAUUUUGCGCGCUCACCGCAUUCUAGUUUCUGACAACACAAAGGAAAAAUUCAACAUGUCUGGACGUGGUAAAGGUGGAAAAUCAAAGGCAAAGGCAAAGUCCCGAUCAACAAGGGCAGGAUUGCAGUUUCCAGUGGGUAGAAUCCAUCGUCUGUUGCGAAAAGGAAAUUACGCCGAGCGUGUGGGUGCUGGAGCUCCCGUGUAUUUGGCUGCUGUUUUGGAGUACCUGGCUGCUGAAGUUUUGGAAUUGGCAGGGAACGCCGCCAGAGACAAUAAAAAAUCCAGGAUCAUCCCCCGUCACCUGCAGCUGGCUAUCCGAAAUGACGAGGAAUUGAACAAACUCCUGUCUGGUGUUACUAUCGCUCAGGGAGGUGUUCUACCCAAUAUCCAGGCCGUCCUAUUGCCAAAGAAAUCCGGGUCCGGCAAGGGCAAAUCCAGCCAGAGUCAAGAAUUUUAGACCACGAGUCUAAAUCAUGAAGCAACGGCCCUUUUAAGGGCCACCAAUUUUUUCGAAAAGAUGCCUUCAUUUGCAAUGAAUG
Molecule: messenger RNA, 857 nt
Organism: Ostrea edulis (European flat oyster)
Lineage: Eukaryota; Metazoa; Mollusca; Bivalvia; Ostreida; Ostreidae
Product: histone H2A-like
Exons: 1
Coding region: 245-775 (176 amino acids)
Cellular component (GO): nucleosome
Molecular function (GO): DNA binding; protein heterodimerization activity; structural constituent of chromatin
Source: RefSeq, a predicted model, not a curated record